CCUUAGCGCCGCGCUUCAUCUCAUGCCUAUAAAAACGCCGCACAUCGCCGACCAGCUACCACAUCUUCCUUUUACAUCCGGCCGAUCGGACACAAGGAGCCAAUUCGACGAUGCUGUGCAAGGUUGCCUUCCUCGGCCUUCUGGCCUUCGCUGCCGCCCAGGUCCAGCUCCAGGAGCAAUUCCCACCCCACCCAUACACCUUCAGCUACGAGUCCACCGGUGAGGACGCGGCCGCAUCAGCCAGCAGGAGACCGGCGACGAGAGGAACUUCAAGACCGGCAGCUACAGGCUUACCAGACCCCAGACGGUGUCUACCGUACCGCCAACUACGUCGCUGACGAUCAGGGUUCCGUGUGUCCAUCGACACCAACGAGCCAGGCACCAAGGCCGAGAACCCAGCUGAUGUGACCCUCAACGCCAACCCAAUUGAGGUCCCAGCCACCGCCUACACCUUCGGCAAGUCCAAGAGCUAAAUCACUCGCCUCGUUUUCCAAAGCGAGAUAAAGCUAUGUAAAUUAAAGCAAGACUACUCCAACCACUGCCGCAACGUCAUCACUUCUGGUCUGUCUUCUCGGUGCUCUCCACUCUGCUGACUACGACUCCCUUAUUUCCAUUUUCUUUUUUUCUAUUCUCGCGUUUGGACGGUUGUACCACUGCACACAAGACGUGACCUACUGUCGUGAACCUCCUUAGUUCGACUCUGAGCUCCUACACUCUUUGACUUACCCCUCUAGUGCAAAACUAUUGUCCUGUCUUCUGAACAGAAAACAAAACAAAGAGAAAAAUAAAGUUGUUAUUUUUUGUUGUUUAUAA
Molecule: messenger RNA, 813 nt
Organism: Rhipicephalus sanguineus (brown dog tick)
Lineage: Eukaryota; Metazoa; Arthropoda; Arachnida; Ixodida; Ixodidae
Product: cuticle protein 10.9
Exons: 3
Coding region: 111-338 (75 amino acids)
Source: RefSeq, a predicted model, not a curated record